AUGCUUAUUUAUAUAAAACAACUAAAUAGCUCAAGAGCAACUGAAAUUCAAUUAGAAGUUUCUCCAGCUGAUACAAUUCAAGAAAUAAAAUCUCGUCUUUCAAAGCAAUUAAAGAUCCCAAUAAAUCAACAAAAAUUAGUUCUCAAAGGUAAACCAUUGCAUGAUGGAUGCUUAAGUGAUUAUCAAAUAACUGAUAGUGCAAAAUUGCAUUUAAUUAUUUCAACACAAUAUUCGUCAAAUAAGCCGACAAAUAGUGCAUUUAUAAAUGAACUACGUUUAUUCGCUUCAAAAUGGAUUCAAAAUCCGAAUGAACGUGAUGCCUUUGAAAUGCAAACUGCAGUUGAUCGAUUAAGUUUGGAUGAUAUUGAAAAAUUAUGUAGUGAUCGAUUAAAUUAA
Molecule: messenger RNA, 396 nt
Organism: Rotaria sp. Silwood2
Lineage: Eukaryota; Metazoa; Rotifera; Eurotatoria; Philodinida; Philodinidae
Source: the annotation of a GenBank genome assembly